Messenger RNA from Prosopis cineraria, 1969 nucleotides. Its product is annotated as amino acid transporter AVT6A-like. The record is from RefSeq and is a predicted model, not a curated record. Lineage: Eukaryota; Viridiplantae; Streptophyta; Magnoliopsida; Fabales; Fabaceae. The coding region runs from base 120 to 1511 and encodes 463 amino acids. Gene Ontology annotation, biological process: amino acid transmembrane transport. Gene Ontology annotation, molecular function: amino acid transmembrane transporter activity. The transcript is spliced from 6 exons.
CAACAUUGGCACUGGGAAUAGCCUCUCCGCUGUCGGCUCGUUCUGUUGCUCGAUCUUUCUCAUCACAGCCAAAGUGUUACCCCGCAGAAGUUGAUUGGAGAAUUAAUUGAUAUCUGAGAAUGACCAUCGGAAAUCUUAAAGUUGGGACAAAAAAGAAACAUUCGCGAAAGGGCAAAGCAGAGCUUAAUGAAAAUGAGCCAUUGUUGCCUAAAACUCAGGACGUUGAUGCUGGGUUUGACGAUCUUAAUGGAGCUUCAUUUUCUGGAGCUGUUUUUAACUUGUCCACCACAAUUAUUGGUGCUGGGAUCAUGGCUUUGCCUGCAACCUUUAAAGAGUUGGGAAUGUUGCCGGGGAUUCUUGUUAUCAUCUUCAUGGCUUUCUUGACAGAGAAGUCUAUUGAGUUCUUGGUCAGGUUUACCCGCGCAGGAAACUCUGUUUCUUAUGGAGGUCUAAUGGGGGAUUCCUACGGGAAUUAUGGAAAAGCUCUGGUGCAAAUCUCUGUGGUAAUCAACAACAUUGGUAUACUCAUUGUUUACAUGAUUAUAAUUGGUGAUGUGCUUUCUGGAACAUCAUCAAACGGAGAUCAUCAUCCGGGAAUCUUUGAAGGAUGGUUUGGUGUCCAUUGGUGGACCGGGCGUACAUUUGUUAUUCUUUUUACAACUCUGGCUAUAUUUGCACCACUAGUAAGCUUUAAGAGAAUUGAUUCAUUGAGAUUUACAUCUGCUCUAUCAGUUGCACUGGCAGUUGUUUUUCUGGUCAUUGCUGUGGGAAUUUCAAUUGUCAAGAUUAUAAGUGGAGGCAUAGGGAUGCCCAAACUCUUUCCUGUCAUUACUGAUUUCAUGUCAUUUCUCAAACUGUUCACCGUGGUUCCUGUGCUUGUGAGUGCUUAUAUCUGCCAUUACAACGUUCACAACAUAAAUAAUGAACUUGAAGACUCCAGUCAGAUGCAAGGGGUUGUGCGUUCUUCCCUUGUUUUAUGCUCUUCAGUCUACUUACUCACAAGCUUCUUUGGGUUCCUUCUUUUUGGUGAUGAGACUCUUGAUGAUGUGCUUGCUAACUUUGAUACUGAUCUUGGAAUUCCUUUUGGUUCUGUGCUCAAUGAUGCUGUACGUUUUAGCUAUGUAGCACACCUCAUGCUUGUAUUUCCUGUUGUCUUUUAUCCACUACGGGUCAAUGUAGAUGGUCUUCUCUUUGCUUCAUCAAGGCCGUUGGUUCUGGAUAACUUCAGAUUUGCAUCAUUGACCACUGGCCUCAUAGGUCUUAUCUUCCUGGGAGCAAAUUUCAUACCUAGCAUUUGGGAUGCAUUCCAGUUCACUGGAGCAACAGCUGCGGUAUGUCUAGGAUUUAUAUUUCCAGCUGCCAUCACUCUCAGGGAUCAAUACAACAUAGCAACUAAAACAGACAAGAUUCUAUCUGUCAUUAUGAUUGUUCUGGCAGUCUUCUCAAAUCUAGUGGCCAUUUAUAGUGAUGCCUAUGCCUUGAUAAAGAAGAACCAACCUGCACAUAAAUGAUCUCUCGGGUGAAUUCUGCAAAAUAAGGCCACUGUUGAAGACUUGAAGGAUGGCCAUCAUGCUGGGAUUAGAAAAACACAAGAUUCGGGUAAGCUCAAGUAAGUGUUUACAUGUAGAUUUUCGGAUAAUCUGUAAAAUAUAUCGACUUCUUGUAUUGUACCUGAGUCGUAGAGUUAGAAAAUGAUGGUUUUACUGAAGCUCUGAUGGGUUCUUGAGUGGAUAAAUCUGCUUCAAAAUUGGAGGCGUGCUUGGCAGGCUCCUUUAUAAUGUUUUACUGGGCAGGUUGAGAAGGUUGCUUUGUUGGAUUUUUCUUUACAAAUGCAAUCAAUGUUUUUAACCCACUUAAUUUGUAAACAAAUGUAAUGAUUGGCAUUUGUAUUCAUUUUUUUUUGGAUAAAGCAUUUGUAUAUGUAUUAAUUGCUUCGUGAAAAAUAGAAACCUUUGCUUGGCCUGCUUGA